AUGAUUGAAGAACUGAACAAUUUAAACUCCACCAUUAAAUUUACUUUGACGUACAGCCCAGAUAAAAUCCAAUUCUUGGAUGUGGAGAUAUUCCGGAAGGAUCGAAACAUUGGACAUCGAUUAUUUAGAAAACCCUCAGACCGCAACACGCUGCUACACGCCAACAGCGCUCAUCCCAAAGCCCUAAAGGAGUCUUUACCUAUUUCGCAAUACUUAAGAGUGUACAGGAAUAACUCGGAGGAAAGCACAUGUAAAACUCAACUAGAGGACAUGACCAGAUCCUUUGUGGAACGAGGAUACACAUAUAAAGUGCUCCAAGAAU
Messenger RNA from Pelobates cultripes (western spadefoot toad), 322 nucleotides. The record is from the annotation of a GenBank genome assembly. NCBI's taxonomy places the organism in Eukaryota, Metazoa, Chordata, Amphibia, Anura, Pelobatidae.